This is a messenger RNA of Caenorhabditis elegans, 916 nucleotides long. The record is from RefSeq. Lineage: Eukaryota; Metazoa; Nematoda; Chromadorea; Rhabditida; Rhabditidae.
AGAAAUGCCGCGCCUCUAUCUAGGAAAAAUUCCAUACAAUGCACGCGAACGCGACGUUGAGCGAUUCUUAAAAGGAUAUGGCAAAAUUAAUAACAUCUCAAUGAAGUAUGGAUUUGCCUUUGUCGAUUUUGAAGAUUCUCGUGAUGCUGAAGACGCAUGCCAUGAUUUGGAUGGAAAAACCAUGGAAGGAAGCUCUAUGCGCCUUGUCGUGGAAAUGGCUCGCGGAAAACCACGCGGCAAUGACCGUCAUGGAUCGAGAUCACCACGACGACGUUCCCGCUCUCCUAGACGUCGUUCACGUACUCCACCAAGAAGACGUUCCCGCUCUCGUGAUCGCAAACGUUCUCGCAGAUCCCGUUCCAGAAGCUCCUCCAGAUCCAGAUCACCAGUUCGUGAAAGUCGUCGCAGAAGCGAAUCCCGUUCGCCGAGCCCGAAAAGAGACUUCCACAGUUCAAUGAGAAAUCAAUAUCACCUACAAGCCCACAUCGCAAUGGCAUACACAUAGCUGAGACAGUUCGAGCACAGUAUGGGUCAACUAUCAAUACAUUUCAAUUCACUUCUCGUUCAGUCCCCACAGUUACCAAAAGCCGCUGUUUCGAUUAAAAGAGAAGCGUGAAGCGUCGAGAUCUCGUUCACCACUGCCAGCAAAAGAUCGAAGCAGAACCCGAAGUGGAUCUCCCCCAAAGAACGGCGGAGAUAGAAAGCGCAGCGUGAGCCGUGGAAGAAGUCACAGCCGAGAUGGCAGCAAUCGCAGUGUGUCUCGCUCUCCGUCUCCAGGAUCUCCAAAGGAUUAAAAUUGUGUUUUUAUACCGUUUACUGUUGUUCAUUUACCACUUCUAUUUUAUAAUAUUUGUUCAUCCUCAGAGCUGUUCUGAUUUUAAUAAUUCCCGAAUAAAACCGAGCGGAGACUUCCUUC